AUGUAAAAAGUUGCUUUGGCUCUAUACGAGUACAUUAAUAAGAAAUAUGUGACCAAGAUGAUACGAAGAUCGGAAGAGCUCUAUUCAAGGCAGGUAGAAAAGCUAUAUGAUAGUGUAGAUAGAAUUCGAGAUGGGAGAAUCUGUGAAUUUGAAAGGAAUAGCAUCUGCUGAAUUACAUAAUGGAAUUCAUUCAUAUCUCUCUUACUCACAAAUAUUGGGAGAGUAUGCAAACCGUCCAGGGAACUGGAUAUUCAUCAUAAUCAAUAUAGUUUGUUUAUCGAUAAUUGAUUUAAAGGGCGAAGACUUUUCACUAUUCUAUCAAUUUGUCAUUCCUUUAUUGGUGGGUAUAGCCAUG
This is a messenger RNA of Paramecium pentaurelia, 355 nucleotides long. The record is from the annotation of a GenBank genome assembly. Lineage: Eukaryota; Ciliophora; Oligohymenophorea; Peniculida; Parameciidae.